This is a messenger RNA of Phalaenopsis equestris, 1053 nucleotides long. RefSeq lists its product as uncharacterized. The record is from RefSeq and is a predicted model, not a curated record. Gene Ontology annotation, cellular component: nucleus; cytosol. NCBI's taxonomy places the organism in Eukaryota, Viridiplantae, Streptophyta, Magnoliopsida, Asparagales, Orchidaceae. The transcript is spliced from 3 exons. Gene Ontology annotation, biological process: tRNA wobble uridine modification; protein histidyl modification to diphthamide. Bases 176 to 922 code for a protein of 248 amino acids. Gene Ontology annotation, molecular function: metal ion binding.
AAAACGCCGGCCCAGCCGGCCUCUCGACCGUGGGGAGGGAGUCUCGCUAACUGGGUAGAAGGAAUCGGCGUGAAAAGCAAAAUGAGAAAAGAUUUAUACGAAGAAGGAUGGUAGCCCGCAACCCUUCAUCCUCGAGAUUGUUCGCCGAGGCGAGAAAGCAUCACGAAUCUCCGAGAUGUUAAUGUCGAAGAAUGCUAAUGUUUUCUCCGUAGCGGCAGCGAUCCUGGCUUUGUCCACGGCGUCGAUUUUAGCCGAAGCCGGGGACAAGAAUAAUGUGUUUCAGCCAUGCGAAGAUGCGAAAAUCCAGCGAUGGGACGGGUUCACCUUCGGCAUCGCGUUCUCAGAUCGCGAUUCUUUCUUCUUCAAUGGUACUCAGCUCUCCCCAUGCGACAGUCGCCUCUCUCUCGCCAACAAGGGUGCGCAAUUGGCCGCGUUUCGUCCCAAGGUCGACGAGAUCUCCCUUAUUACCAUCAAUACCACCACCUCCUUCGCUCCGUUUACUAGUGGUGGGUUCAUGGUAGCAUUCGCUGGUAGGAAAUACGCAGCAAGGUCCAUUCCCAUUUUUAUUGGUAACAGUUCAUAUGUGGUGACAAGCUUUACUCUGAUCCUGGAAUUUCAAAAGGGCACUCUUCAAAACUUAUUUUGGAAACGCGAUGGUUGUUCUUCGUGCUCUGGGAAGUCGAAUUUUGUAUGUCUCAACAAUCAGAACUGUGCGAUCAAAGCAUCUAACUGCAAAGGUGAGGGACAAGGUGGCUCUGUCGAUUGUAGCAUUGGAAUACAGCUUGCCUUCUCAGGCACCGACAAGCACUAUGCGGUUCUUAAUUCUUGGUACGAGGUUUCGAAACUUCAGCAGUAUUCUCUUUAUGGACUCUACUCAAAUCUGAAGGAUUCUCUCACAAGUCAGUAUAACAAAAUCUUUUAGAUUUAUGAAUGUUUUGAUGUUGUAAUAUGGUACCUUAUUUUGACUUCUCUUUGUACAGUUUGAGGUAUUUGGUCAGAAGUUACCUUUAGAUGGUGCGAUUUUUGUAAUUUAGAAUAUGUUCUGGUUUGCUU